Molecule: messenger RNA, 1655 nt
Organism: Dermacentor albipictus
Lineage: Eukaryota; Metazoa; Arthropoda; Arachnida; Ixodida; Ixodidae
Gene: Fkbp59
Product: FK506-binding protein 59kD
Molecular function (GO): peptidyl-prolyl cis-trans isomerase activity; protein binding
Source: RefSeq, a predicted model, not a curated record
UGUCCUCCUAUUACGCCCGAGAAGAACGGCGGCGUAUUUAAGGAGAUCGUGAAGGCCGGAACCGGCGAUGAGACGCCGAGCGAUGGAUGCUCAGUCUCCGUUCACUACACUGGAAAGCUGGUGGAUGGCACGGAGUUCGACUCGAGCCGCUCGCGGGGGCCGUUCGAGUUCAACCUCGGCAGCGGUGCUGUGAUCAAGGCAUGGGAAAUUGGCAUCAAGACGAUGAAGAAGGGGGAGGUGGCCAUACUCACCUGUGCCCCCGAAUAUGCUUAUGGCAAGAAUGGCAGCCCUCCAAAAAUUCCAGCCGACGCGACACUCAUCUUUGAGGUUGAGGUGCUCGACUGGAAACUGGAGGACAUCAGCCCUGACAACGAUGGCAGCAUUCAGCGCAGGAUCAUCACCGCUGGCGAGCUUUACACGAAUCCUAAGGAGGAGGCCAGUGUAAAAGUCCACCUCAAGGGCAUGUACGAAGGUCGCGUCUUUGAUGAACGAGAUGUUGAGUUUGUGGUCGGUGAAGGCACGGACCAGGGUGUCGUAAAGGGUGUGGAAGAUGGCCUGCUCAAGUUCAAGAAAGGGGAGAAGUCGCUUCUACGGAUUGCGCCCAGUAAGGCAUUUGGCACAACGGGCAACACACAGUUCAGCAUCCCACCCAAUGCAACAGUCGAAUACGAGGUCACCCUGAAGAGCUUCGAGAAUGCAAAAGAGUCUUGGGAGAUGGACAUUGAAGAGAAACUUGAACAAUCAGAAAUCUGCAAAGGCAAGGGCACAGCAUUCCUGAAGGAGGAGAAGUACGAGCUGGCACUAGGGAAGUACCGCAGGGUAGUGAGCCUCUUGGAGCACGAGGACAACCUGAAAGAAGAGUUGAAGGAUCGGCGCCACGCUCUGCUCCUCGCGACUCAGCUGAACCUGGCCCUGUGCUACAACAAGCUGAAUGACUCCCUCGAGGCCAUCCGCGCUUGCGACAAGGCGCUCGAGCUAGACCCUCGCUCCGAGAAGGCUUUCUUCCGCAGGGGACAGGCCUACAUUGCAACCAAAGACUUUGACCUUGCCCGCAAGGACUUUGAGGAGGUGCUCAAGAUCGAUUCGAACAACAAGGCUGCCCGCAACCAGCUCAGCAUUUGCACUGUCAAGCUGAAGCAACAGUUGCAGAAGGAGCGUCAGAUGUACAAGCACAUCUUCGACCGCAUGGCUGCCCAGGCUGAAACUAAUGCUCCUGCUAGUGCCACCAAGGAACCAGGUAAGGAAGAGCCCCUGGAGCCGGGAGUCUGGAACCGCUCCGAUGAGAACAACCAGGAGGCCGCUACGCCGGAGGAGUCUAAAACAGCCACGGAAGCUGACAAGGAAGUGCCACCAGAAUCUGUCCCUGCAUCGUCAUAGUGUCCUUUGCACCCUGAAGAGCCAAAUCACAUGGCUUUCAAGCUUGUCUGAGAAACGGAUGAGGAACCACUGAUUUUUUUUUUUUAGUUUUUUUUUUUUUUUUCCAGUUGCAUUUCUGUGGCACCUUGGUUCGUUGCCUCUGUGGUCACUGUCGUCGGUCAGUCAAGGCAAACUUGCAAGUCUAAUCAUUCCUCAUGCGCCCUGCUCAGCCAAGUGGUCUGAGAUACCUCUGAGCGUCAUUUCAGCCAGUGUUUUCAAUAAAAACUUGUUCAUAUGGA